This is a messenger RNA of Lutra lutra (Eurasian river otter), 6375 nucleotides long. It is a transcript of the gene BNIP5, whose product is annotated as BCL2 interacting protein 5. The record is from RefSeq and is a predicted model, not a curated record. Lineage: Eukaryota; Metazoa; Chordata; Mammalia; Carnivora; Mustelidae. The transcript has 12 exons. The coding region runs from base 2162 to 4138 and encodes 658 amino acids.
UUUUGGCAGUGAUGAUAAGGAACAGGCAGAUGGUCAAAGUCCACCCUUUUACUCUGAACUGGCACCCCCAAUGGUGCCAUGUGGCUGCUCAGAUGUCCCAUGGUCGGAGGCUUCAUGCAAAGAUCCCAUCCUCUGCUGGCUGGAGCCCCUAUCCAGGCCUAGGCCUCAUGUUUUGAAGUGGACAAGGACCAGCAGGUGACUACCAUGGGCAGGGUGCCCAGGAGGAGGAAGGGUCUAGGAACCAUGUGAUUUGAGGUGACUGGGGUGAUCGGUGAUGGACGGGGACAGAGAGGACUCAAAGGGCAACGCGGCCUCUGCUCAGGUGAGAGGGAGUGCUGCUGGUGACUUCAGCUCAGUCUAAGGAGGACUUCCCUUAAAAAAAAUUACGGGCUGGCCUGAUUCUGUGUGGAAUCCCCUGCCUCGAAGGGUGGAAAGUUCCCACGGAAGGAAGUGUUCCAAUAUGGGUGACAAGUCUCCCUGCCAGGAAUGUGGCCUAAAGGAAUCCUAUACGAGAGGUGGGGCUAGAUCCUUCUCUGGUCCCUUCUGGUUCCUGGAACCUAUGAGGAAUGAAAAGAGAAGAAACACCUUGAAUCACUGCCGUCUAACACCUGAGAGGUGGGCACGGGACUAGGACAGUGUUGAAAGAAAAGAUGACAGCCUCACCCUCCACUUGAUUCUGGCCGGUGGAGGUGGAGGGUCUUUCCCAAGGAGACCCCUCCCUGCACGGCAUGUGGGGGGCGUGGGAGCUUCCCAUGGGACCUACAUCACUGUGGGAGCCCAGGUUGAAGGCUUUGAACUUGGACUCACACAGCUCCCACGCCAGGAGUUAGGAGUGUCUAUGGGCCGCCCAUGCCAGUGAGAAGCAAGCAUGACCUUAGGGUGUAGCCCUUGACCCUCCAGCCUCCUGAUUGGCUCUAGUCCAGGGGCCUAUGAGCCCCUCCUGGUGUUUACAAUCUUUGCCUCAAGCACAGGCGUCCAUUCCAAGGACGCAUGACAUGGGACUCUGUGAGGGCAGCUCACAGCGUGCGUGUGUAUAGAUCUGGUUAUCUCCAUGCAUGUGGACCAGUAGGUCCCUGGGAUUGUGUUUGUAUUUACGGAAGGCCCCUUGGUGUAGGAGAGAAAAGGAAGGAUUUAGAAAUCAAGGUGGUGGAUUCAAGCCCCAAUUCACUACGCUUCCUGGCUGCGGGCACCCAGGCAAGUCUCUCGACUGUUCAGAGCCUCAGUUUCCCACCCCCAGCCUGUCGGGGUCGCUGGGCCAUGGCUCUGCAUCUGGACCAAUUCAGAGGACAAUCCAGAGCAUUCUGGACAUUCUGGGGGCAGCGCACAGGUGACAGGUCGAAUCUGCGUGUAUCUGUGUCUUGCUUCUUUGUUCUGCAAACGCUGAGAACUCCCUAGGCAGAGUGGUCCCCACUGGGAACAAGGCAGGCUGGGAUCCUUUCUCUCAGCCUGGGGAGGAGGGCGGUGGUGUGGCGGCAAACAUAUGUUGCAUUUGGUUUAAGAAAAAUAACACGGUUAGGAAGCCACAUAGGCUUAUGUGUGUUAGAGUGUGUUUCUGUGACCCACAAGUGUGUGAGCCCAUUUGGGCUGCCGGGGCCCCUAGCCUGGGUGGCUUAAACAACAGACCUUUAUUUCUCACCAUUCUGGAGGCUGGAAGUUCAAGAACAAGGCGCCAGCAGAUUUGGUGUCUCGUGGUGGCCUCUACAGGUGGUCACCUUCUCAGGGUGCCCUUACCUGGUGGAAGGGGCAAGGGAGCCUGUCUCUUUUAAGAGGGUUCUGCUCUCAUGACCUAAUCACCUCCCAAAGACCUCGCCUCCUAAUAUCGAGGUGUGUGGGGGGGACACACACAAACAUUCACCCUACAGCAAUGAGUGUCUGCAGGUGUUGUUGACCUUGGGCCCCCACAAGGGCACCACAGGCACUCCAUCAGAUUGUCCAGCUGUCUGUUCACAUCAGUUGUGUGAAGCCCAGGGCAGAGAAGGGGAGCCACAGAACCUGUCUGUGAACCGGAGCCAGAGCAAUUACAAAGUAAUGGGGCCAGAGGAAUGAAGGAGCAAAUGGAGUACAGAUGAGGUCAGUGUUAUCAUUCAGACAAUAAAACAAAGAUGGCAGCACGCUUCGAAGAAGUUGGCAAACUUCCCGUUCCCUGGUCCCCCAAGUGCCCAUGGAGAAUCCGCGGGGACCCAAGAAGCCUCUGUCAGGGAGGAGAGCCAGGUCUCUGGACAGGUCACACGGCCCCAAGAAGGACUCAGAGUCAUGGGACUGCCAGUGCCUGUCCCUGCCCAUGCUCACCACCCCCUCCAGGCGGCUGCUCCACCGGACGGCCAGCGAUGGCACCAGAUGUCCCCGCAUCCCAGCUCAGUCUCUGGAGGCUCAGGACACCAUGGCCACAGCCCUCAACCCAGAGGAGAACAGGGAGUUUCUCCCCAGUGACCAGAGACCUCCGCAGGACACCAAAAAGGACAAGGCCCAGAAGCGCGGCCAGCAGGGGUGGCUGAAGACCCUUAUAAACUUCAUUCUGAGGACGGGCCCGGAGGAGCCUAAAGAAAAGGGCAGCCACAAGGCAAAGGGGAAGGACAGCCUCUCCAAGCCUGCAGAAACCCCUGAGACACCAGGGGACACAGCUCCUAGGAAGAAAGCCCACGACAAGAAGGCCAGCCACAAGAAACACAGUCACAAGAAACAUGUUGCUGAGGAAACCAAGGGGGCCCAAGAUCAAGAGGCCGAAGGCCAAGAGACAGGGCUGCCCAAGAUGGCUGCUGCCCAGCACUCUAAGGAGGCUGACCUGGGCCCAGCACCUAAGGGUGAGCAGUCCUUGUCCACUGAGGACAAGGGUCCUGGAGUGUCGGAGAUCUCUUCUCAAGCCACAGGUCACUGGGGGGAAGAGGAGCUCAAAAACCUUGACAAGGAGACUAUCAUCAGGAUGAUAGUGGAAUUUCUCCAAGGAGUGGGAGACCAGUGGGAGAAGGAGCGGCUUCAAGCUCGUCGGCCAGAGGUAGUUCCACAGAACCCAGGACCAGCUGUCAGGAAGAAAUCCCAAGAGAAGAAGUCGAGUCUCAAGAGAGCCUUUUCUCACAAGAAACAUGGCUCUGAGGAGCCUAAAAGAGCGGGGCCUGCAGAUGUUUCCAGCCCGGAGUCCCGGCCCCUCAGGAGGCCCAACUUUCUGCCCCUGUGUGGGGGGGGCCACCAGCCCUCCACCUCCAGCAGCCCUGGUUCAGAGGAACCCCACAUCCAAGAGGCCCUGUCCACAGACAGCGGGGCUCCAAGUCCCUUCGAGCUUGCCACCCAGGCAGGAAGCCAGGGAUCUGAAGAGGCCUUGCAGACCAACAGAGCCUUGGAAUUCAAAGAAUUCAUCCAGAAGAUCACGGCCCUACUCCAAGAUGCAGAGGAGCAGUGGGGAGAGAAGCUUCAAGUCCAGGAACCAGAGGUGGCCAUGGAAAGCCUGUCCCCACCCUGCAGAAGGAAAUCCCCUGAGAAAAAGUCCAGCUUCAAGAAAGCUUUUUCUCAUAAGAAACACGGCUCCAAGGAACCGAAGAGAGCGGGGGCUGCAGGCGUCGCCAACCCAGAGUCCCGAUCUCACAGGAGGCCCAACUUUCUGCCCCUGUGUGUGGGGGGCCAUCAGCCCUCCACCUCCAGCAGCCUCGAUCUGGACGAUGUCGAGCUCCAGGAGUCCUCGCCUGCAGAAGGGACCCCUGUUGGAUCCUCAGAAGCGUUCUCCCAGAUCAGAGGCCACAAGCCGGAGGAGGAACCACAGCUGGACGAAGUGUUCGAAUCUAAGGAGCUGAUCAUUCAGAGGCUGGUGGACCUUCUCCAAGAAGUGGAUGACGAGUUGGGGGAGCAGAUCCGGCGACACCCCAGCUUUAAGAGGUUUUUACACAAGCUCUCAGACUCCUCCCUCAGGAAGCUGGCAGCCACCCUGCAGAGACAGAAGGCCCACCCUGCAGAGCCGGACAGUCACUUCACCGAGAGAACUUACCACUUUGCCUUCGGCUCGUCUAACAGAUUUGCCGGCAACGACAGCCACACGGUCCUGAGGCUCAUGGGCCUGUGCUACGGUCACAGCCAACACAGCUACGCCCACUUCCCAUGCCGGGUGGCCCAGCAGAACAUCGCAAGUCAUGAAAUCCAAAGUCCAGAUUAAAAGCUGUGCUUUAAACUCAAGUUCCCUUGACCUAUUCAAAUAAUUGGCACCUUGAGGCAGGACCUCCUCAUGACCCCCUUCACAGAUAUGAAUGAGGACAAGAAGGGAUGGCCGUCUGUGUCCGUGUGCCAUCUUGGGCUUCCUGAGACUGAGAUACAUGAAGCCCUCUCCCACUUAGCUGGACACGGAAGCCAUGCUAGGGAAAGGAGAGCACUGUGCUGGAAGUUAGGAGACCAGAGCACCACCUGCUGACCUACUCCAAACUUGCUGCAAGCCCCCAGACUUGUUUGUCUUCCUCUCUAGACCUUGGAUUCUGGCCAAGACUAUGGAUGCAGCCCAUGGGAUCCCUUCUGACUCCAUUGUGCUCAAGUGUCUCUAAACAAGGGGGGGGGGGGGGUGUCAGUGCUUUCAUUCAGUGGCUAACUACGCGCCAGUGAGCUGGAGGCAGUCCUUAAGUCCUCGCUGAAGGAACAAAUGACCAGACGAAUGAGUUCCAGAGCUCCUGAGAUCCAGGCGACUCUGCCAGGCAUUCCUUGGGAGGCCUGGGUCCUCCACUGGAAUUGUGCAACCCGUAGUUCACUCUCUAGAUUGGGAGGUAGGGAGGAAAUGGGGAGCUACCUUGAUAGGCCCUAGUCCUGAACAUUGGACCAGGGGUCAAGGCCUUCAUAUAAGAGUACCAACUUACGCACCCUUAUUUUUUACUAUAUUUUCCUGAUCUGUAGGGUCUAAAACUAUGUCUACUAUCAUGUGGAAGGCUGGCCAGCAUUUUCUAGAUGUCAAUUUCCAAUGAGUCUUAUUAGUUGUUGUUGUUUUUUUUUUUUUAGUUUUUAUUUAUUUAUUUGUCAGAGAAAGAGGGCACAAGGAAGGGGAUCUGUAGGCAGAGGAAGAAGCAGGCUUCCAACUGAUCAGGAUGCCUGAGGUAGGGUUUGAUCCCAGAACCCUAGGAUUAUGAGCUGAGCCAAAGGCAGAUGCUUAACCAACUGAGCCACCCAGGCAUCCCAAGUCAUAGUUUUUUAAAAUAAAUUUUUGUCUAAUCUCUCACCAGAAUACCCAUAUUCAUUUAACCAGAUGUGCAUUCACGUGCAACAAGUAAUUUAUUCAGUUGACCAACAGUGCUUAAUGUCCGUAUGGAUUUACAGAUACCUCUCAGGAGGUCUGCAGGCCUCAGAGAGAAGACCUAUGGACUGGAGAUCUCUGGUCUCUCAGAAUCCUUCCAAUCCUAUGUCCUAUAAUCCCAUGUCCAGAGAAGAGAUGCUGAUGCCUUGUACCUCUCCCGUCUCAUGGGGUUUUGUCCAGAGUCAGUGAGAAAACAAAUGCGAAGAUUUCUGAAAAUUACAUGGUGCCUUGUCCAUCUAUGUUGUCAUUCUGACUAUAGCUAAAAUCUGGGUAGUUUUCAGGACAUGGGAAAAGGCUUUAAGCUGGAUUGCCAUGGAUGGUUGCAUGGGUGUGCACUGCCCAAGAACACCAUACCCCAAGCCGUGCUAUUCACUUCCUAGACAUUGAAGAUUUGUGGAUUUAUGAUAACAGUUUUCUACCUGAUGGCAGUAAAGUGUCUUGAGAAAGGGGCUUCUUUUUGGUUUUGUACAAAGGCAACGUGUGGGCUAUUAGAGACUCUGCCUUCUACAGAGCUGGACAGUUUGAACAGCUUGGCUCAGAUGGGCAAUUUGCCAGAUGUCCAUUAUCUACAUGCCUGCCCAACAGGGUCAUAAACAUAGUCAUUGGACAUUGCCUGGAACACAUGGCCAUAGGGGAGAGAGUAUUAAAAUCUAGACUCUCUCUUAUUACCCUGAUUGGACACUGUAUUGCUAUGUUGAAUGUGGUGAUCACUGUGGGGUAGGACUGGAGACGGGGGUGAAACCAAGGGCAGAGAGAGAGGCUUUGGACACUUAGAUGGGACUGGCCUCAAACCUGAUGCAAAGUUUUAGGAAGUUCAACAAAGCAUAUUCUGUAAGUCAUUUGGUUUUAUUGCUGAUUCUAAGACAUGGGGGAGAGGUGAUCUAUUUAUGGAUUUAUUUUAGUGUUCAGGAACACUGCCUCAAAAUGCAAAGGAUCAGAAUCAGUUUUGAAAUGAGGGUCAGGAACCUUCUGUACAUAGUUUCUUAUUUGGGAUGAUGUUCUUUAAGUUGUAUGAGUAUUUGGUAUGAGUUCCUGAUGCUGGCAUCUGAGUCUCAUUUUUGUACUGUUAUUUAAGCAAAUAAAGAAAUUGACUUUUGCCAAAGUCUCAUCUGAAUUAUUCA